Molecule: messenger RNA, 810 nt
Organism: Coffea eugenioides
Lineage: Eukaryota; Viridiplantae; Streptophyta; Magnoliopsida; Gentianales; Rubiaceae
Product: putative pentatricopeptide repeat-containing protein At1g12700, mitochondrial
Exons: 1
Coding region: 1-810 (269 amino acids)
Molecular function (GO): protein binding
Source: RefSeq, a predicted model, not a curated record
AUGAAGAAAAAGGCUUUCUCAGUCGUCUAUGAUGCUCAUCUCCGCCACAAAUCAGGGGCAAGAGGUACUGCUCCUACUGCUACUUGUACUACUCUUUCAUUUCUUUCUCCAAGAAACUCAUUCCUUCAAUCAGCUUUUCAUUCUGCUGCUUCUCAUGCCUAUAGUACUCGCAGUAAAAGUAGAAAUUGUCACCCUGAGAUUGUGCGUUCUGGGUCUCGGCGAUUAAGGAGUGAUAUUGACAGUACCAGCAAUCUUGAUGAAGCUCUAGGCUUUUACAAGCAGAUGGUACGGAUGAAACCUCUUCCUAGUGUUGUUCAUUUCACUCUAUUGCUGGGUCGUAUUGUUAAGAUGAAGCAAUAUUUGGUGGUUAUUUCUCUUUACAGGGAUAUGGCUGAGUUAGGAUGCAUUCCGCUUGAUGAGUACAUGCUAAAUGCUGUGAUUAAUUGUUACUGCUUCUUGGGCAGAGUGGAUUUUGGGUUUUCUAUAUUGGGUGGCUUCUUCAAGCGAGGUAUUGUGCCCGAUACGGCCACCUUUAAUACUCUGCUCAAAGGACUCUUUCGGGAACACAAAAUUCAUGAGGCACAAGGAUUGUUCAAGAAAAUAAUAUAUGAAAAGCUAUGCAUACCUAAUGAAAUUACGUAUGGGACUGUUAUAGAUGGGCUUUCUAAGGCUGGGAACACUAGCAUGGCCAUUCAAGUCCUUAGAUUCAUGGAAAAAGGAGGAAGGUGCAGGCCUCAUACAGCUGCUUACAAUACUCUUAUCGGCGGGUUGUGCAAGGAUAAAAUGAUGGAUCAAGCUCUCUCCCUGUAA